CACUGGGUCCAGCAGCAGCACGAGAAACGGCGCAAGAAGCGCGAUUACUCGGACCCAAACUUCCCCGCUUUUGGAGACUACCCUUCCUUCUUCGGGGCAGGUGCCACCGGCCCGCAAGAAGAGCAGCACCAGCCGCAAUACCGCGGCAUUGGCCCCCAUAAUGUGUUUCCGGAUCCGCUCUUCAAGGAAGAGUGGUACCUGAAUGGCGGCGCCAAGGACGGCUUCGACAUGAAUGUGGCGCCGGCUUGGCAGAAAGGAUACACGGGGAAGGGCGUCGUGGUGUCCAUCCUUGACGACGGCAUCCAGACCAACCACCCGGACCUCGCUCUCAACUAUGACCAGCACGCCAGUACUGACAUCAAUGACAAUGAUGAUGACCCCAUGCCGCGCGACAACGGGGACAACAAGCACGGAACCCGAUGUGCAGGCGAGGUGGCAGCCGUCGCUUUCAACAGUUACUGCGGCGUCGGAGUCGCCUACAAUGCCAGUAUAGGAGGUGUCCGCAUGUUGGACGGUACAGUGAAUGAUGCUGUGGAAGCCAGAGCCCUCGGUCUGAACCCAGAACAUAUUGAUAUCUAUAGCGCUUCAUGGGGACCUGAGGAUGAUGGCAAGACUGUUGACGGGCCAGGACCUCUAGCCCGAAGAGCAUUCAUCUAUGGAGUCACUAGCGGCCGUAAAGGAAAGGGCUCAAUAUUUGUGUGGGCAUCUGGCAAUGGUGGACGGCACACGGAUUCCUGUAAUUGUGAUGGUUACACUAACAGCAUCUUUACUCUGUCCAUAUCCAGUGCCACGCAGGGAGGAUACAAACCCUGGUACCUGGAGGAAUGCUCCUCAACUCUGGCCACCACAUACAGUUCUGGCACUCCUGGACAUGAUAAGAGUGUUGCCACUGUGGAUAUGGAUGGCAAGCUGCGGCCAGAUCACAUCUGUACUGUUGAGCAUACAGGUACAUCUGCAUCAGCACCUCUGGCAGCUGGGAUUUCAGCCCUGGCUCUGGAAGCAAAUUCAGGACUGACAUGGCGAGAUAUGCAGUAUCUGGUUGUUCUGUCAUCUCGUUCUACUCCACUAGAGAAAGAGGCAGGAUGGGUUCUAAAUGGUGUCAAACGGAAAGUGAGUCACAAGUUUGGGUACGGCCUAAUGGAUGCAGGUGCAAUGGUCAGCCUAGCAGAACAGUGGACAAAUGUCCCACCACAACAUAUAUGCAAGUCUCAAGAAAUAAAUGAAGAACGGCAAAUAGAUCCUGCCUAUGGGUCCACACUUCAAGUUCACAUGGAUGUCAAUGGCUGUAGUGAUACCUUAAAUGAAGUACGUUUCCUUGAACAUGUUCAGUGUAAGAUCUCACUGCGUUUCUUCCCACGUGGCAAUCUGCGCAUUCUUCUAACAUCUCCAAUGGGCACCACAUCAGUUUUGCUCUUUGAACGGCCAAGAGAUGUUGUUAGUUCAAAUAUUGAUGAUUGGCCAUUCCUCAGUGUUCAUUACUGGGGCGAGAAAGCUGAGGGAAGAUGGACACUUCAGAUUGUAAAUGCUGGAAAUCGACAUGUGAACCAGCCAGGUAUUCUAAAGAAGUGGCAGUUGAUAUUCUAUGGCACAGCAACAAAUCCAAUCCGCUUACGGCCUUCUAGUUCCUCAUCAGGACUCUCAGGACUGCCUCAGCAGACUGCUUCACAAAAUCCCUUUGUCUUUCCUAAUUCCCAGUCGCCAUCUGCUUCUCCUACAUUGGAUUCAAAUGCUUACUACAGUGGCAGUUCCUUCAAUCCCAGCUUUCAGAACUUCCCAAAUAUAUACAGCAUAUCAGGAAGUGACCCUGAAGCAUCGGUGUCCACACUGAACGAUGCUGCAAAUAAAGAUCGCUCUCUUCAAGAGAAUCUUCUGGGGACAGGAGUUGACAGCAGCAAGAAAGUCCUUCAUAACUGUGAUCCUGAAUGUGACUCACAGGGAUGCUAUGGCAAGGGCCCUACCCAAUGCAUUGCCUGCAAACACUAUAAGCUGGACAACACGUGUGUGAGUCGGUGUCCACCUCGCAGCUUCCCGAACCAGGGUGGCGUGUGCUGGCCAUGCCAUGAUUCUUGUGAAACCUGCGCUGGUGCAGGCCAGGACAGUUGUCUCACAUGUGCCCCUGCACAUCUGCUUGUAACCGAUCUUGCCGUCUGCCUGCAACAGUGCCCUGAAGGAUAUUAUGAAAAUUAUGACCAGAAUACAUGUGUACCAUGUGAACCAAACUGUGCCAGCUGUCAGGAACGACCAGACCAUUGCACCAGUUGUGACCAUCAUCUUGUUCUUCAUGAUAACAAGUGUUAUGCAGCAUGUCCCAUGUAUACCUAUGAGACAGAAGAUUAUGGUUGUUCAUCAUGUCACUCAUCAUGUGAGACUUGCAAUGGGUCCAGUGAGACACAGUGCAUCACGUGUCGGCCAGGCCGCUAUGCUCUGUCAGGAACAUGUUCAAAUGUUUGUCCUGAUGGAUAUUAUGCUGACAAGAAGCGGCGUGAGUGCCUGAAGUGUCCUGUAGGAUGCGCCACCUGCAACAGCAUUGUCUGCUUGGCUUGCACUGAAGACUGGGUACUUAACAAGAAGGGAAGAUGUGUUCCUGAAGGCAGCAAACACUGUGACUCAGCGGAAUUCUAUGAGAAUGGGCGAUGUCGGCCAUGCCACUCAACAUGUGAGACGUGUGAUGCUGCUACAGAGACAGGGUGCCUUACCUGUCCAUCACCACUUGUUCUACAUAAUUCACAGUGCCUGGCUGUGUGCCUUGAUGGGUCAUACAUGGAGCAGGGUGUGUGCACUCCUUGCCUGCACACCUGUCACCGCUGUGUGUCCCGCAUCAACUGCACAGCAUGUACUCCAGGCCUUCAUCUGCAGAGUGGCGAGUGUCGAGCCACUUGCGCUGCAGGGUACUACAGUGACCGUGGUGUGUGUUCCAAAUGCUACCUGAGCUGCAUGACAUGUAGCGGGCCACGACGGGACCAGUGUGUCACAUGUCCUGGGGGGUGGCAGUUAGCUGCAGGAGAGUGUCAUCCUGAAUGUCCUGAAGGAUUUUUCAAGUCAGAUUAUGGUUGCCAAAAAUGUCACCACUAUUGUCGUACCUGCAAUGGUGAGGGUCCCCUGCAGUGCACAUCGUGCCCGCCCCACUCAAUGCUGGAUGGUGGUCUGUGUGUGGAGUGUCUAGGGUCACAAUACUAUGACCCCCCAACGCAGCUCUGCAAGUCAUGCCAUAAGAGCUGCCGUUCAUGCAGUGGCCCUGGUCCAUUCAGCUGCCUGGCAUGUGUAUUGCCCCUACACCUGGACCGACUAAACAACCAGUGUGUCCCAUGUUGCAUUUCGCCCAAUCAGCAGGAUUGCUGUCAUUGUGACAAGACUACAGGAGAAUGUCAAAAUUCAUCGCCAGCUGGGAAACGCAGGAUUGCUGCAGGAGCAGAACAGGGUGGUGAAAGCAAUAUGGCUGCAAUUCGUGGAGGUACAGCAACUGACUUUCAUGUCCACCAGUACACACCAUUUACUACUCUCACUGCCAUGGCAGUAGCAGGCUGUGUUGCUGUUGUUUUGCUCUUUGGUAUCAUUUUUGCUGUGCUACAGAUGAAAUCUCAACCAUGGAGGAAGUCUUGGCACAAGGGAGAAGGUUAUGAGAAAUUAUCUACUCUCCAGUGUAAAGUUGACAUUGAUAAAGUGUCACUCACUCAGGAAGAAGAAUACACCGAGGAUGAUGAAGAUGAAGAUCAGCUGUUCACUAAGACAUAGACAUGGCACCAAUUUGGCACAACUUGGCAAAUGAUUGUUGACAUUAUAAACGAGCUAGGUGAGACACUUUUGAUAAGCAGUCUUUGUCCAUAGUAAAUUUGUAAUUUGUCAGCAGUGUGGGUGGGGAUGUGUGUUUCACUGUUUUGUACCAACUGGCUUCCCCCACAUUUAGUUAUGCUAAUGCCAGUGACAUUCAGUGGAUACACUUAUGGUGAUCAUGUUCACAUAUAGGAGAAAACACCACUGGAUUUUUAAAAUCAUUUAGUUUUCUCUUAUUGUGUCUGUGUCAUGCCAUUACACUACAAAAAUACCAUGAAAAUAAAAAUUAUAUUAAUAAAAGGGAAAAACAUAAGAACUUUCAUACAAAAACAUAGACCACAAUCAAUAGUUGGUGCUACCGUGGAUGUCUAACAGUGCACACAAUGCUGAGAACAAGUCCCAUGACAAAGGCACCAUAUACAUGAGAAGGGACUCCCUUUUUAAGUGCCUGUAACUGAACUGAAUAAGUGAAGCAGCCAGUUGAUGGACAAAACAUCGGCCACUGCAAUUUUUGCUGUCCUGACUUCUUUGUUUUCUGGAGGAUGCAAGGGAACAUUAAUUAACACAAGAUUGUCUUUCAAGACAGGUCAGAUAUGAUGAAGUGAGAAUCAUAUCACUUCUUACAAUUCAAAAUCCUGCAACUCUUCUGCAUUUAGAGUUUCAAACAUGAAUUUCUGUGACAAAUUAUAAUUUAAAAAAAUAUUUGUAUCUUUUUCUUUUAGGUCUUUUAGUUAUGACUUUAAAGUAACUAUUUUAAUUAUGAAUACCUUAUUUACAUUUUAUCUUUACUUCAGUAACAAGUUGUAACAUUAUGUUCUAAAUCACUCUCAGUACUGUUUAAAAUGCCAUAAGUAUCAACUUUCUUUUACAAUAGAAAAGCGAAAAGAGGAUAUGAUACUGUAAAAACAAUUUUAAUUAACAGUUUUCAUAACACGUAUAGUCUGUGUGAAUGAAUUUGCAUCUUUUUGCAAAAGAAAUUGAAAUAUCCAUCAACUGAUUACUUGUGAUAUAUUGUGGAUUUAGCAAGAAAUAUACAUUACAUGUAUAUGUUGGUGAAGCUUUUGUGAGUGAUUGGUUUCUCUUAGCAUUUACUGUGUAGAAGAAUUGUUCUUAAAUUAUUGUUUUAAGAAGCAGCUGUGUGAUAAAGACAGCCUAGUUCUACUGUACUUGCUGCAUCAGGUUGGACGUGGAAACUGCAGAACAUGGACAUUGUUACAGUGGAAAUUGGCAUGGUGCUGAGAUUUCGUGGCCCAUUCUUUAUUAAUAUAAGACUGACUAAAGAUGGUGUCAUUAGUGAACUUCCUGCAAGAACAUGACCGUGCUUUUCACCAAUUAAUACUAACAGUCAUCACUGCUCUUCAAAUGUUUUAAUGAAGAAUCAUAUCCUAUUAUAUCUAGAAUGUAUAUUUUACAUUGAAGUAUUAUUUGAAGCUAUCUGCAGACAAUAGCCAUGACUUUCCCACAGAAUCUUCCUCUACUGCAAAACCCUUAAUCUGUAAUGUGUGUUUGUUUAUAUGCUGACUUUCUUAAAUAUGUGGAACUUCAGAUUAUGUAUGACUGUAUUAAUUCUAGAUGGGGAAAAGCCUCUUAGAUUGAUGUAGUUGUGGCAGAAACACAAGUACAAAUGUUACCAGUAAAAGGAAUAUGGAAUAAUCAAGAAAAGGUUAUUUAUAUAUGGAAAUAUUUUUAGAAACCCAUCAAUAUGAUAAGGGAAGCUACAAGCACUCAAGUAUAUAAAAGUUUUGAGGUUUUCGCAGUGGUGAGUGUCAAGUUGAGGUCCACUGGUUUGUGACACUGUGUAGUCUUGAAGGGGGGAUACCAAUGUUUCAGAGAAACAUGCUGCUUGAAUUUCCAAGAUUGAAGUUUAUAAGGUUAGGUACAUACAUAGGUUUCAAGGAAGAUGGUCACUCAGGUUAACAGGAGGGCCUUACAUGUAUUCUGCAUGUAUAACCAAACAGAUUCCUUGCCCUACAUACUUCAACUUUGAAGAUGGAGGUACCAUUUUCCUGUGAAACGUCUGUAUAUGCACACAAGACCACAUGGUGUUACAACCCAGAAGAUCACAAUCUGAACUUAUAUACAUAUUCUAAACAUUUGUUCCACAUGAAGGCCUAUUGAAGAUUGCAGGUUUUAUUACCUCCAGAUGACAGAGGACAAGCUGUAGACCUUUCUGAGUGCUUUUUACUGUUUCUGUGGCUUGAUACAUUGUGGAGGGACUGAUGCAUAAGCAGGACCUUUGUAAGAGAACUGUUCAGUAAUAUUUUAGAGUAUAUGUGGGUUGGUUCCGUAAAUUGCGUAAAUUUGGAUGACCCAGAAGUAGCAUUGAAUAUGUUUCUAAUAUUUCCUUCCAGUUUGCUCUAAAUGUUGCUUUUUUACCACCACCUUUACAGUAUAAUGUUUGUAAAAGGAAAUUCUGUAAAUUGUUUUGUAAGGCAAGCAUUAGCUCAAGAAGAGUUUUAUAUUUUGAGGUAUGAAGCCUACAGGCAUUAACUUCUUGUUGGUGUAAAAGAUUUAAAGCUGUUAUCAAUUGUAUUACCUUUUGCUUCAGUAUAUUCUGUUUAGAUUAAUGGUACUGUAGUCCUAAAGUUUGUGACUAUGGUAUAGUAUUGUCAUGAGAAAAUUUAUUUUGGACACUGUACAUUUUCUGAUCAAAAAGCAACACAUUUUCAAAGUAAAAGGAUGCCUUUUCUGUAAAGACUGAAACAGAACCAACAUCUGAAAUGUUCUGUCAUCAGUAUCAAUGUUGUUUAUUAUCACACCAUUUUUGUUUCAAAAUCUAAGUGAUGGUAGUUGAUAGAAAGGCUGCUGAUUGAGAACUGUGGAUGUAGGAAAAUUGUUAAGCCUAACACAAGGUAUCAGAUAUCAAAGCCUCACAAGUGUGAGUACUAAGUCUAUGGUCUUCUGGGAUAUAAUGUAAUGUUUUUUGAUAGAUAGGUACCAACAUUUUGGAUGAAUUUACUAUAUCCAUCUUCAGGGCUUCAGGCUGACACAUCCCAGAAGACUGAAAUCUAUUGCAAGGUAUUUCCUCAGAAUCCUAAAGUAAAAUUUGAUGCUUAGAUGCUCCAGAAGCUACCCCACAAUUUUGUGAUUCUGAUUUAUAUAGAAAAGAAUGAGUCUUCUGGUAAAAUGUAAGAAGACAUCAUUGCUGAUUUUCUUGUACCACUUUACAGAAUAAUGCCGAGAGGUGGCAAACUGGACCAUUCACUGAUGACUGUCAAUAAUACCAUGAACAGAAAUUAAUAGCUAUGGUAAGUCUUCAGUGAUUAUUCCAAUCAGUGAUCCUUGGAAGAAGUGUAAAGUACUUCAAAUUGAUUUGUAUUACAUUUUGGAAUUCUUUAUUCAUUCACAAUAAUUUAAAAUGUUUUAACUGAAAUAAGUGUAUAAAUGAGAUGUCUCUGAAUUUAUAAAAUAAAUGUCUUACAAAAUAAAAAAAUUAUAUUGUGAAUUUAAA
Molecule: messenger RNA, 7222 nt
Organism: Cryptotermes secundus
Lineage: Eukaryota; Metazoa; Arthropoda; Insecta; Blattodea; Kalotermitidae
Gene: Fur2
Product: furin-like protease 2
Exons: 18
Coding region: 229-3732 (1167 amino acids)
Biological process (GO): protein processing
Cellular component (GO): trans-Golgi network; Golgi membrane
Molecular function (GO): serine-type endopeptidase activity
Source: RefSeq, a predicted model, not a curated record